Plasmodium falciparum 3D7 is the source of this 5094-nucleotide messenger RNA. Its product is annotated as putative ORC3 domain-containing protein. NCBI's taxonomy places the organism in Eukaryota, Apicomplexa, Aconoidasida, Haemosporida, Plasmodiidae. The record is from RefSeq and is a predicted model, not a curated record.
AUGAACGAGAAAAAGAACACAAUUUUUAAGGGUAAGGGAUAUAUAUUGAAAGGUGUAAAUAAAGAAUUUAUUGACGAUAGAAAGAAAAGAGAUUUAUUUAUUGAUAAAAAGAAAAAGAAUAUUUUUAACAGAUUUAAUCCUUUUACAUUACCUUUAUUAGGUAAAAAUAAAUUAUGUGAGGUAGAUGAAAAAUGUGAUAUGAAAAAAAGCAAAAGUUCUGAUAAAUACAAAGAAGCAAAUAUUAAUAUUAAUGUACUGAAUGAGGGGGAGUUCAAUAGUUAUUUGUUAAGAAAUAGAGCAUUUAGAUUAACAUGGACUAGUAUCAUAGAAAAAAUAAAACAUGAAAUAGAUAUAGAAAUAUAUAAAAACUUAAAUGAUGUAUUUGAGGAAAUAUAUUUAUAUUCUAUAUCGAAUAAUGAAUAUCUCCCUUUAAUUUUAAUAACAGCUGGUACAAAUGUUGCUGACCAUGAAAUUAUUAUUGAUGCUUUGUCAUACGAAUUAAAGAUAUGGAAUAAUAAUAAUAAUAAAAAAAAAAAACAACACACGCACACAAACACACGUACACAAAAAGGUUGUAUGGACCAAUCAGGCAAUUUAUUUGAUUAUGUACAUGGAGAAGGAAAGGAUUAUAUAUAUGAGAAAAUAAAACGAGAUAUGAACAAGGGAGAUACAAAUCAAGGUGACCAUUUAUAUGAUAAGAUAAAUAUAAAUAAAGUAAAUUUAAUUCUUCCAGGUAACGAAGAUUCGGCACAUGCCCUUAUGAACCCAUCACAUGAGAGUAAUAAUCAAGAUAAAGAGAUAAAGAUGAAAAAGAAGAAGAAGAAGAAGAAAAAAAAAAAAAAAAGAAAAAAAAGGAGAAUAUUCAAUGGCAAUAUUUGUAAUAAAGAUAGUAGUAUAUCACCCAAUAGUAGUUAUCAUAACCAUUUUAAUAAUGAUGAUGAUAAUUAUAAUGUGAAUAAUUUAUUAAAUGAAGAUAGUUAUGACGAUAAUGAUGAUGUGUAUGUAUGUUCUCUUAAUUCCAACACAUCAAAUAAUAUAAAUUCUGCUGUAUACAACAUCUAUACACAAUUAUAUAGAGAUUAUAAAAUGCGAUAUUUUUUAAAAAAGUAUAAAAAGAAAGAUGGGAGGAACAAUUAUAAUAAUGGUGUAAAAAAUGCUUAUAUUUCAAAUGAAACCAGAAAAAGAACUCGGAAUUAUAGUAACAGUAGUAAUUCGUAUAAUUUAAAUAGGGAUGAUAUAGAUAACGAUUGUGAUAACACGUGUGAUGUUAGUAAUCAUAAUUCUUUUGUUCGUUUGAGUUUUUUAAACAAAGAAUUUAGAGAAGACAACAAAGUGAUAAAUAAGAAUAUGGUUAAUAUAGAUAGGUUGAUUGAUCUAUAUAAGAAGAUGAGUGAAUUGAAUAUGAAAAAUAUAUCUGAAGAGGAGAUUGAAGGGUUAAGUAAAAAAAGAGUAUUUACAAAUAAAUAUAAUUCGGAUAAUAUAUAUAAUAUGGAUGAAAUGUAUAAUGUUAUGAAUUCAAAAGAUGUUAUGUUUACAUCUCCAAAGGGAGGAUAUAAGAAUAAUAAAGGAUCGGGUAUAUAUAAAGAUAUGAAUGAAAGUAAUAAUUCUUUUAUAAAAGAGUAUGGGCCUCUAGAAUUAUAUAAUAAACAAAAUAAUUAUUUUUAUGAUGGUCGAAAAAAGGUUCGUAUAAUAAUAUUAAUACACGAUUGUGAAUAUUUUAACAUAAAUAUAUUAAAUGGUAUUUUAAAUAUAUUGAUUAAUUUACGUAUUGAUAAUAAAAUAUGUUUGAGUGUUAUAUUAGGUGUAUCGACACCUUCGUUUUUUUUUAAUAGAAUCACAACACCCGAUACCCAAAGCAAAUUAAGAAUAAAAACAGUUGAUAUUUUAAAUAAUAAAUUGAUGUGUGAUCGAAUAUGUAAUAUUUUGUUAUUCGAAAAUUUAUUACCAUUUAUAUUAAAUUUUAAGACAGUACAUGCAAUUAAAUUAUUAUUACAUAAAAACAAUCAAUCUAUAAGUCAUUUAAUACAUAUAUUAUAUAUAUUAACUAAAGAAUUUUAUGAUAAUAAUAUUUUGUCUUUCUUAUGUAUACCGAUGAAUUAUUAUUUAAAUAUAUGUACAAAUGAUGAUGAAGAGAAAGAGAAAAUGGAUUCCAAUUAUUCUGCAUAUACUUAUGUUCGUUCUUAUCAAGCGAAUCUUUCGAAUUUUUUCAAGUAUGAUAUAAGAAAAGUGCAUCAGAAAAUAAUAUCUUUAUGUUACUCGUCGAAUUUGUAUUAUCGUCAUUUGUCAUAUAUAAAAAAAAAAUAUUCUACUAUAUUAAUAAAGAAUUAUUUUCAAUUACAUGGUCCAGAUUCUGUUGUGCACACACCACGCCACUCGGAUGACGAGCCUGAGUUUUUUAAUUUAAAGAGUAAGAAGGUAGAUCAUAUGAAGCAAGAAAGGAAUAUUCAAGUGGUAGAUAAGGAGUUGUCUUCCGUAAAUAAUGAUAAGAUAAAUGAGAAUAAUAUUAAUGGUGACAUUCAUGGUGACAUUCAUGGUGACAUUCAUGGUGACAUUCAUGGUGACAUUCAUGGUGAUAUUCAUGGUGACAUUCAUGGUGAUAUUCAUGGUGACAUUCAUGGUGACAUUCAUGGUGAUAUUCAUAGUAGAAAUAAUAAGAAGAGCCCUUUCGAUAGAGCUAGCUAUGCUUGGGAAUUCAAGACCAAAACAAUAAACUGGUGGUACGAUCACCCCUUUAAAGAUUUAAUAUAUUUAUAUGAAAACGGAAGGGUGAGAACUAAUAAUAAAGAAGAAAUAAUAGAUAAAUUAUUAAAUGAUGAAGAGAACAAAAAAGAGAUAAUAAAUAAUAUGCAUAGUCAUAUAAAUGGUAAUAAUAAUUUAUAUGAUAUUGAGAACGUUAAAGAAAUAAAUAAGAAUUUGUGUAGUUUUACCUUACCUUUAAAUGUAUUACAACUUAUCGAAAGAAAAUAUGCAUUUAAUAUAGCUAUAAAUUUAAUAAAUAUUAUUAUAAAGACUAAGUCUGAAUAUACGACAUCUAUAAAAAGAAGUGAAUAUUUUAGAAAUUUAUUUCAAAAUUAUGAAAAAAUAAAAUGGAAUGAAAAUAAAAAUAUAUUAUAUAUUGAAGAAUUAUAUAAUAUUGUUGAAAAGGAUGUAAAGAAAUGUAUCAACUUCUUAAUUGAUAUGAUGACUCCUUAUUAUUUUAAAAAUCAUCAGGUCUUAUUAAAUGUAUUUAAAGAAUUCAAAGAAUAUUAUACAAAUAUAUAUCCUAUUGUUUAUAAUUUAGAAGAUUAUUUAUAUUUAUUAAAAGAUAAAGAAUAUAAAAAACAUCAAGAAUUAUUUAUUAAUGAUGAUUUUUCAAAAACCUGUACUUACUCUAUAUCAUAUUCUAUAUAUUUUUCUCUCCUUUCACGUCUUGACGAUAUGUUGGAGAUGCUUCGAAACGUAAUUCGUAUGGAAGAAAAGCAGAAGAAAAAAACAAACCAAUGUACAGCAUUCGAUGAUAAUGCAGGUUAUAUAAAAAAAAAUAUUUGUGUUAAUAAUUUAUCGAGAAAAAGGGAAGAACAUGUUGAGGAUUCGGGUUGUGUAUUAAACGUAAGUAGUUAUAAACAACAAAAUGAAAAAAAAGAAAAUGAAAAAAAAGAAAAUGAAAAGAAAGAAAAUGAAAAAAAAGAAAAUGAAAAAAAAGAAAAUGAAAAAAAAGAAAAUGAAAAAAAAGAAAAUGAAAAAAAAGAAAAUGAAAAAAAAGAAAAUGAAAAAAAAGAAAAUGAAAAAAAAGAAAAUGAAAAAAAAGAAAAUGAAAAAAAAGAAAAUGAAAAAAAAGAAAAUGAUAAAAGGUUUUUUAUACAAGCAGAUGAUCAUCUUAAUGAAGAUGAAGACGAAGAAGCAGAACAACAACAUAAUAUACAAUACAACAAUUCUGUUAAUUAUAAUGAUCCAUAUUAUUGUGCGCACGAUAUUGGGACUAGUAACAAAACAAAAUAUUUCCCUUCCAAUAAUAUUAUAAACAUACACGAAAUAGAUAACAAGAAAAAAAGAUUUAAAAGAUAUUUGACUAUAGAAAAUAAAAGUUUGAAAAAGAAAAAAAAUGACGAACAUAAUAUAAAUGCAGAAGACAUAUCUAAUUGUAUAAAUUUAUUUAUACAUGACUAUAUAUAUUUAUUACUUCUACCUCCUAUAUCUUAUCAUCCUUUAGCAUAUGAAUUAAUUUUACAUAAACCUGAUAAAGAUUUUACAAAUAUUAUGACAAGAGAUAUAAAAAAAGAAUUACUAACAACCUUAUGUUAUACAAAUCCAUAUAAAACAGGAAACUUAAUGUGUUCUUCAUGUUGUCUUUUUAAAGAUAACCCAUACAAUAGUAAUCCUGAAAAUAAUAUUAUUACAAAUAAUAAAAUAUAUCUCAAUCCUACAUAUGAUAAUAUAUCUACAUUGGAAGAUAUGGUUAAUCUAUAUCGAGUGUAUGAAAAGUGUAACAAGACAAUUGAUUUGUAUAACCUUUUUAUAUUAUACUUAAAUAUUAAGGUGGAUAAAUAUUGGGCAUAUUCAAUAAAUGACAAGAAUAAAAACAACAACAAUAAUAAUAAUAACAACAACAACAACAACAAUAAUAAUAAUAACAAGAAUAAUAAUAAUAAUAAUAGUGACUGGGGGGAUAAGGAAGAUAUAAAAUCACCACAUUUAUGCAAAAUGAAAAAUACACCAACGGAAAAUUUAGCCAACGAUAUAUUACAAGAAUAUUAUUUAAAAUUUAUUAUAACUAUUAAUACAUUCUGCUCAUUCCUAAAAAUAUUAAAACCUCCAAAUGUUUCGGCUCUAUUAAAUUAUAAUGACAAAAAUGGAAAUAACGAUGAUUAUUAUGAAGACGAUGAAUAUUACCACACAAACAAUAAUACUAAUAAUCUUGGAAGAGGAGCCAAAAAAAAAUCCAGUGACGACAAUAAUAGCUCACAAGAAUCCAUCAUACAAUUUUUAAAAGAAAUUAAAAAAUCAUUACAAGGAUGUACUAGUAAAAAAUUAUUAUUUGGAAAGUUGUAUUAUAAUCAUAUUAUAGCUUCAAGAGAAUAUUUCUUACAAAACCUUAUGGAAAAAAAUAAUGAAUAA